Tachyglossus aculeatus (Australian echidna) is the source of this 3604-nucleotide messenger RNA. RefSeq names its product transmembrane channel like 6 (gene TMC6). The coding region runs from base 175 to 2532 and encodes 785 amino acids. NCBI's taxonomy places the organism in Eukaryota, Metazoa, Chordata, Mammalia, Monotremata, Tachyglossidae. Gene Ontology annotation, molecular function: mechanosensitive monoatomic ion channel activity. The transcript has 22 exons. Gene Ontology annotation, cellular component: plasma membrane. The record is from RefSeq and is a predicted model, not a curated record.
GGAGGCUUCCUCUGGCCCAGCUGCAUGGGUCUGCCCCCCACUAUUCCCGCCCUGGACACCAGACAUCCCAGAAGGGCAGAUGAGGAAACUGAAGAAUGGAGAAGCGUAGUGACUUGCUAGAGGUCCCCCGGCAGCCAAGCUACCGAUGAGAGAGCCGCCGUGGAAGGUCUUGACAUGGCCCGUUCGCCCUCCUUUGUCCUCAACAUCCAGGAGCCUGAGGGGGACCCCAGCCAGGACCCCAGCCCCUGUGACGAGAGCGGUUUGCAGAGCUCCUUCCACCAGCUGAUAGAGGAGCAGAGCCAGCAGGCCGAGGCCCUGGAGCUGCAGGAGAGGCUCCUCGGGGACCCAGACAACGGCCAAGGCCCCGGCCCGCCCGAAUACUCGUCGGCCACGCUGCAGAUCCUGGCCAGCAUGCCCAGCCGCACCAUCGGGCGCAGCCGAGGGGCCAUCAUCUCCCAGUACUACAACCGUACGGUCAAGCUGCGGCGCAGGAACACCCGGCCCGCACUGAGGGACGUGGCGGGCUCGGCCCGCCCCACCAUCCGGCAGUACCACCUGGACCUGGAGCCCACCACCAGGGAGGAGGAGGAAGAGAAGCAGAGCCUCCUGGUGAAGGAACUGCAGGCCCUUCCCGUGGGCCAGCGAUACCACACGCUGCGCUCGAUGCCCCUGAGCCUGGCCGAGAAGCGUCGUCUCUGGCAGGACAGCUGUGACUGGACGGGCAGGCCGAGCAGAGGGCGACGUGGCCAGGAAUUCCUUCCUUGCUGCAGUUACCUCAAAUACCACUGCAUCAUAGCCCUGCGCGGCCUGUGGUACAGGCUCCUGUCGGGCCUGCACGCCCUCCAGCCUUGGCACAACGCCCUGAAGCAGAUCAGCGGGCAGUUCGGGUCCAGCGUCCUCUCCUACUUCCUGUUCCUCAAGACCCUGCUCACCUUCAACGCUCUGCUCCUCUUCUUCUUCCUGACCUUCAUCGUGGCCCUACAGGCCGCCUUCCCCCCGCCCCAAGAAGCCGCCCGCCGGCCCGCCUUCGUGGGUCUGGAGCUCCUCACCGGGGCCGGUUACUUCACCCACACGGUGAUGUACUACGGCUACUACAGUAACUUCACCCUGAACCAACCCUGCUCCUCCACCGCCAACGCCAGUCACUGCCCUCCUGGAGAGGUCAGCCUGCCCUAUAACAUGCCGCUGGCCUACCUGCUUACCACUGGAGUCGCCUUCUUCGUCACUUGCAUCGUCCUGGUGUACAGCAUGUCCCACUCCUUCGGGGAGAGCUACAGGGUGGGCAGCACCCUGGGGGCCCACGCCGUCGCCGUCUUCUGCUCGUGGGACUACAAGGUGACCGACUUGCGCGGCAUCCGGCUGCAGCAGGACAACCUCCGCACCCAGCUGAAGGAGCUGGUGGCGGACUGGCAACUGAGGCGGCACCCGCUGGGCUGGUGGAGGCGACUGUGCCAGCUGGCGAGGGUGGUGCUCGUGUGGAUGCUGUGCCUGAGCGUGGCUGUGGGCUUUGCCAUCGCUGUCUAUUACUUCUCUGAAUAUUUGCACCAGAGUGACAGGCCUGUCGCCUCCGGGAGCGGCCCGUGGGAGCAGGAGGCCAAACUGCUGGUGCUGCCCUUGGUCGUGGGGCUCAUCAACCUGCUGGUGCCCUACCUCUACAUGCUGCUGACCACCUGGGAGCUGCACGACUCACCCGGGCUGGAGGUCUACAUGGCUAUCUGCAGAAACCUGAUCUUGAAAAUGGUGAUCCUGGGGCUGCUGUGCUUUCACUGGCUGAGCCGCAAAGUCAGGGCGCUGCAGGACCAGUGCUGGGAGACGUUUGUGGGGCAGGAGCUCUACCGCUUCGUGGUGAUGGACUUCAUCUUCACCCUGCUGGACACCCUGUUUGGGGAGCUGGUCUGGAGGCUCAUCAGCGAGAAGCGGGAGGGGAAGCGAAAGCCCGAGUUCGACAUCGGCCGGAACGUGUUGGAGCUGAUUUACGGGCAGACGCUGACCUGGUUGGGGGUCCUGUUUUCCCCCCUUCUCCCGGCUGUGCAGAUCAUCAAGCUGCUGCUGCUCUUCUGGGUCAAGAAAGCCAGCCUGAUGGCCAACUGCCAGGCUCCCGGCAAGCCGUGGCAGGCGUCUCACAUGAGCACCGUCUUCAUCACGCUCCUGUGCUUUCCCUCCUUCCUGGGCGCGGCCAUCUUCCUGUCCUACGCCAUCUGGUCAGUGAGGCCGUCCGGCACGUGCGGUCCCUUCCGGAACCUGGACACCAUGUACGAAGCCGGCAAGACCUGGGUCCGCCGGCUGGAAGGGGCCGGCCCCCACGUCUCCUGGUUCGUCUGGAUCCACCAGUACCUGGUGGAGAACACGUUCUUCCUCUUCGUGCUGUCCGCCCUGCUGCUAACCGUCAUCUACCUCAACAUCCAGGUGGUGAAGGGGCAGCGCAGAGUCAUCCGCCGCCUCAAGGAGCAGAUCAGCAAUGAGGGAGAAGAUAAAGAAUUUCUCAUCAGUAAGCUGCAUGCCAUUUACGGGAGAAGAGACCCCUCCCUCUGAGCAGGACCGCAGAUGGCAAGGGAGGCGACCUGCCCGAGGUCCCACAGCAGGCAAGCAGAGGAUCCGGGUCUAGCCACCGAGUCCCGCGGCUUCUCUUGCAGUGUCCACAGCAGCUCCGUUCUCACACACCCGAGAAACCCCACGCUUCGCCUGUUUUAGAGGCCGUUCCAGGUCCUGGGCCUUAAAAAGAGAUCAGGACCCCGGGGACAAAGAAUGAGCGGUCCCCUCGCCAGGCUGCAGAGGAUAAAGCAGAAACACAACCCCAACUGCAACUCACAACACGCGGGGCACGGGUCCCUCUGGGGGGUUUGUCCCCGCUCCGCCACACGCGAAGCUCGGGCCGUCCUUCUUCAAAAACGGAAUGCACAUUUAUUUGAACAGCCAAGGAAAAAAAAAACAAAAAACUGCAUUUAUUAAGUUUCAACGAAGCUUCGUACUUUCGGGGAGUGUUCGUUAACAAUCACAUUCUAGGAGGAGAAAACGUUAAAAGCCACAAACUUUUUUUUUUUCUUAAAUCUCAGAGUUACAGACAUCUUAAAUCGAAAAUAAAGGCAAAGAAAUGACACUGACUUUUUUUUUUUUAAAAAAACUUCCAUCCCCAAUUUUAAAACACCAGGAGUUUUUUUCUUUUUCUACAACUCAAUGCUAAACUUCAGCAUGGAGGAACUGUAUGUAAAGCGCACGGGCGUGUGCGCGCACACAUACACACAUACACACCCAUAUAUAUAUUUGAUAUACAUAUCCAUCUGUACAUAUAGGAAAUAUAUAUAUAUAAUGCAUGUAAUGGCAAUGAGAUGCAGUUACUCUGAGGAAGGGUUAUUUAGCUAAAUACACUACCCAAACUUGAGAAAAAAAGUCUCAAACCCAGUUUGUGCAUAGUUCAUGAUCCUCUAUAAAACCAGCUUUUGUUGAUUUGCAAUCUUGCAGGACCCUCUGCUUUUUUGAUAAAACCAUUAAAAAGCUAAUUUUCAAAAAAAAACAAAAACAACAAAAAAAAAAACAAUGUAAUGCACAACUUUCCUGAUCCAACCAGGCAGGCAAGGGAGCACAAUGUUCAUAUAUCUUUUUUUUU